Molecule: messenger RNA, 3018 nt
Organism: Parastagonospora nodorum SN15
Lineage: Eukaryota; Fungi; Ascomycota; Dothideomycetes; Pleosporales; Phaeosphaeriaceae
Exons: 5
Coding region: 1-3018 (1005 amino acids)
Biological process (GO): establishment of mitochondrion localization; maintenance of protein location in cell cortex; microtubule cytoskeleton organization
Cellular component (GO): mitochondrion; cell cortex
Molecular function (GO): phospholipid binding; tubulin binding
Source: RefSeq, a predicted model, not a curated record
AUGGCUACCGAUUACUUUUCCGACAACGAGGUGUUUAUCACAAACCAACCACUGCCUUCACCAGUAGGGACCCCUUACCACACGAUCUCCCGGCGAACCUCACGAUACGGCACCCCAUGCAGCGAUGUACCCAGCUCGCCAGCCCCUCUCCCACCUGAUCCAAGCAUCAGUACCGAUGAUUCGGCCAACAAUGAGAGCAUUUCUGUUCUCGAUCCACGGCGCUUCACACCCACCUUACAUGCGAACUUGGUAUCUGAAAUCCUGAACCUUCGACGAGAACUGGAUUCAAAGCAUAGGUUCAUUGAAGAUCUAGAGACAAACUUCAAUGCGGUGCGGGAUGACAAUGACUCGUUGUCGAAACAGCUUUCAUCAGCCACCAAGGAGAGCCGGAACGCCAAGCGCCAACUGCAGCAUUUCGAACAGGAGACUUUGGCUGCCCUAGAGGAGAUUGCUGGCGAGAGAGACAAGAUGAAGGAGGUGAAUGCGGAUCUGAAGGUGAAACUUGAGGCUGCACAGAAGAAGUCGCGUAGUCAGGACGAUGACUCGAGUAGAGUUCAUGACAUGUGGGCCCGCGAAAAAGAAGCUUGGGCAGGAGAAAAAUUAGUUUUGGAACGCCGAAUACAUACUUCGGAUGCCCGACUUCAAAUCCUACUGGACGAACUUGCGUUGCAAGAAGCCGCUCAGGACGACGCUGGUCUAGAAAAUGGAUACGGCAAAGGAAACGGGAUCAGUUUAGCAGAUGAACUGAUCUUCGAUGAAGAGGAAGAGGAUUUGGGAGACCUGGAGCUCGACUCCGAUGACUUCCCCGAGAACGAGAUGCGAGCGAGGAGACUGCACGAAUCACGACAGUCGCUGUAUCCUGAUGAGAAGGCCAAACGGAUUCUCGGGCUCAGUAUUGACAAUCAGCAGCUCGGCAGGGAUGACCCUACCACCACCGAAGAGUCUGAGGCACCAAAGACUUCAUACGAAACGGCCCACUCAGCUACUACUAUCACCCCACGGGAAAUAACACUCGUCUUCCCACCAACGCGGCCUAUUUACGUAGACACUGGAGUGCAACCAUCACCACCGCCAUCACCGAAGAAACCUGCCAUGGCUGAAGCAUCGUCUCAGACUUUUGAACCAAUUCCACAGAACAAGUCGAGCGAGACUUUGUCGACCAAUGCGGAGGUCGAAGCAAACCAGCGCCGGAAGCGUGUGUCUGCAGCUCGCGAUUCUCACGGGACGCCUCUAACCGUCAACCCCAUAGCUUCUUCGAUGACAUCUACUUCAGUGCAGACUGUUGAACAGCCUCUGAGCCCGCCAGCAACCCCAAAGAUCCACUUCCCCGUUACUCAAGCUCCAUUUUCUCCAAUCCAUGAAGCUCAACCUGUCUCAGCCUCAACGCAAACGGAAGCGCCAGAAAAGCCACAGGAGCCGCCUACCGAGAGCAAGAAGACACCACCACCGCCGCCCAUCACAAUUCCGUCCAUCGCCAUCCAUGCACCCUCUUCUGCUCCAUCAUCACCGAAGGAGCCAAUUCUGCCACCGGGAACGAAGACCGUUUCGACACAGACGACAGGCGAUUUGUUCGCGCCCAUGCAGUCAGCCGGCAUGCAAACUGAACCAAUCAGGAUCGACCAGCGUCCCGUCAAAUUACCUGCACAUCUAUUGCCCUCAGCAAUCACUUCCCAGCCAAGCACUCCUGAGCAAUCUCAAGAGGCUCAGCCAACUGGCAACGCUCAUCGGAAUGACUCGCGUUUCCCAAGUUCCAGUGAAACAGAGUACUCCAAAGCGAAGCCUACGGCGCGCCAGGACCUCACUACAUUGCUUGAGAGAGCUGCAGACAAGAAGAUCGAAAACAGAUAUCCUGGCAACAAUGACAACGGGCCUCUGUCGAAGCAGCCGUUGUCCGCUGACAUUCUUAGCAGACCUUUCCGCACCAGCAGUUUGUUCGCUGGAUUCGACGGCCCCUCAUCUGAUGAAGAUGAGGAUGAUGAUGGAGAAGCCAGUGAUGACGAGGCAACAGCAUACACUGCGAACGGCUCGGUCAACACCUCUGUCAGUCAGAGCAGCGUUGUCGAUGCCAUCGCCGCAUCCAUGAUUGGCGAGUUCAUGUGGAAGUAUGUACGAAAGAGGAAAGCCUUCGGGGGCCCGGAGACGCCCAUGGAUCGUGCAGCAGAAGAGGCUUCUCUCGCCAACCAUGGCGUUCGACACAAGCGUUGGGUCUGGAUCUCACCAUACGAGCGAGCCAUCAUGUGGAGCAGCAAGCAACCGACCUCUGGCACUGCACUCUUGGGCAAGAAUGGUCGCAAACUUAUCAUUCAAUCAGUACUGGACGUUGCGGAUAAUUGUCCUCCACCGAAGAACGAGACCUUGUUCAACCGGUCCAUCUUGAUCCUCACUCCAGCGCGUGCGCUGAAGUUCACCACCACUUCACAAGAGCGACAUUACUUGUGGUUGACUGCACUUUCCUUCCUGGCACAUUCCAACGCGGCUAUACCCGAUCUUGAUUCGAUGCCACCGGCACCACCUCCAGUCAUCGAAGCGCCGCCUAUCCCUUCACAGAACGCAACACUGCGCCGCUCUCGUGUGCAAGACUCUGUCCGUCUCGCCAAGGGCAGAGCUAAUCCCGUCAUGCAGCGCUACGCAUCGCAAAACGACAUGCAUACCGCUCUACCCUCUCUUGCUGGAUUUGACGGGCCUAUAUCGGACGGUGCCAGCCCUCCUACCAUCCCACGCGGACCAGCUCAUGUAUACAACCCCAACAGCGGCGUCGUCAGUUCGCGAACCUCGGAAGCCAGCACGUCAACUCGACAGCACUUCUUCGACACAAUGGGCACCGUGCGUAUGGAAGCCUUCAUCGACAACGCCCUCGGCGAUCCCAGACACGCCGGCAACUACCCAAGGAAGCCAACCCACAGGCGACGUCGCGGCAGCAGUCAAUGGAGCGCGAGUACACGCGAACAGCCACCCAACCGCGCCGGCGGUUUCUUCGACGACCUCGAAGUCAGCAACGAUCCCUUCCGCGGCUUCUAG